UUAGAACUAACUUUCAGCUACUUGGAAAUCCAAGGAGUAACUUCCAGUAAACCAGGUCAGUUGAUUAUGGAAACUGAGAAAUGCAGCAUCUCCAUGAAGAUGGCGUCCUCGGAGGAUGUGAACGAGGUGCUGGCGCACAUCGGGACCUGCCUGAGGAAGAUAUUCCCUGGACUCUCACCAGUGAGGAUUCUCAAGAAAGUAACUAUGGAGCCUUCAGAAAGACUGGCUAAUCUCCAGGCCCUGUGGGACAGUCAGACAGUGGCAGAACUUGGACCCUGUGGGGGCUUUUCCCAGAUGUAUGCCUGCGUUUGUGAUUGGCUUGGAUUUCCCCUAGAGGAGGUACAGUGGGAUGUUGAUACGAUUUAUCUGACACAAGAUACUAGAGAGCUGAAUUUGCAAGACUUCAGCCACCUUGACCACAGAGACUUAAUACCUAUAGUUGCUGCUCUGGAGUAUAAUCAGUGGUUUACAAAGCUGUCCUCCAAGGAUCUGAAAUUAUCCACUGAUGUCUGUGAGCAGAUACUGCGAGUGGUGAGUAGGUCCAAUCGAUUGGAAGAACUGGUAUUAGAGAAUGCCGGGCUUAGAACAGAUUUUGCACAGAAACUAGCCAGUGCCCUAGCCCAUAAUCCCAACUCAGGACUCCAUACGAUCAACCUUGCUAGCAAUCCACUUGAAGAUAGAGGUGUGUCAUCUUUGAGCAUCCAGUUCGCCAAACUUCCAAAGGGACUGAAACAUUUAAAUUUAUCUAAAACCUCCUUGUCACCUAAAGGGGUGAACAGCCUUUCCCAGUCACUGAGUGCCAACUCGCUGAUUGCAAGCACGCUCAUCUAUCUUGACCUCUCAGGGAACGCGCUCCGCGGUGAUGAUCUCUCAAGCCUGUACAAUUUUUUGGCCCAACCAAAUGCCCUUGUUCAUCUGGAUUUAUCCAACACGGAGUGUGCGCUAGAUAUGGUGUGUGGAGCCCUCCUUCGUGGAUGUCUUCAGCAUCUAGCUGUCCUUAGCCUAUCUAGGACUCUCUUUUCUCACAGAAAAGGAAAAGAAGUCCCUCCCUCCUUCAAACAGUUUUUCAGCAGCUCACUUGCUUUGAUGCAGAUUAAUCUUUCGGGAACUAAACUCCCUCCUGAGCCUCUAAAAGCGCUUUUGUUAGGCCUGGCUUGCAAUCACAACCUGAAGGAGGUGUCUUUAGAUCUCAGUAGCUGUGAGUUAAGAUCUGGAGGUGCGCAAGUCUUGGAAGGAUGCAUAGCAGAAAUACACAAUAUCACCAGCCUAGAUAUUUCAGACAAUGGCCUAGAGUCUGACCUCUCAACCCUUGUAGUCUGGCUUAGUAAAAACCGAUCGAUAAGGCACUUGGCGUUAGGCAAAAACUUUAACAACAUGAAAUCCAAAAAUCUCACUCCAGUACUUGAUAAUUUAGUUCAGAUGAUUCAAGACGAGGAUUCACCUCUGCAGUCAUUGUCCCUCGCAGAUUCCAAGCUGAAGACUGAGGUCACCAUCAUUAUUAAUGCCCUGGGCAGCAAUACUUCCCUUACAAAAGUGGAUAUUAGUGGAAAUGCCAUGGGAGACAUGGGAGCAAAGAUGCUGGCAAAAGCCUUACAAAUAAACACCAAACUCAGAACCGUAAUAUGGGACAAGAAUAACAUCACUGCACAGGGCUUCCAGGACAUAGCUGUGGCACUGGAAAAGAAUUACACUUUGAGAUUCAUGCCUAUACCAAUGAAUGAUGCUUCCCAAGCACUCAAAACAAACCCUGAGAAAACAGAAGAGGCACUGCAAAAGAUAGAAAACUACUUGCUUCGUAAUCAUGAGACCAGAAAGUACCUGCAGGAGCAAGCGUACCGGCUGCAGCAAGGCAUUGUCACUAGUACCACUCAGCAGAUGAUUGAUAGAAUAUGUGUUAAAGUGCAAGAUCAUCUCAACUCUUUAAGAAACUGUGGUGUGGAUGCUGUACAGGAAGAUGUCAAAUCUGCGGAACGGCUUAUGCGGGAUGCUAAGAACUCCAAAACACUCCUACCAAAUCUGUAUCACCUCGGUGGAGCUUCUUGGGCAGGAGCAAAUGGUUCGCUCUCCAAUCCAAUCCAAGAGACACUUGAAUCCAUGGCUGGAGAAGUCACAAGGGUUGUGGAUGAGCAACUUAAGACGCUCCUUGAGUCUAUGGUGGAUGCAGCAGAAAACCUAUGCCCAAAUGUAAUGAAGAAGGCUCGCAUCCGUGAAGACCUGAUUGAGGCUAGCACGGAGAAGAUUUCCAUCCCGCGCACUUUUGUGAAAAAUGUCCUCUUGGAGCAGUCUGGAAUUGAUAUCCUCAAUAAAAUUAGUGAAGUAAAGCUGACAGUGGCUUCUUUCCUGUCUGACCGAGUUGUAGAUGAAAUCCUGGAUGCACUUUCCCAUUGCCAUCACAAACUGGCUGACCAUUUGACCAGACGUGGCAAACCACUUCCACAGCAGGCAUCACUGGCAAUUGAGUUAGCUGAAGAAAAACCAACUAAACGUUCUAUCAUCACGGUUGAGGAAUUAACAGAGAUAGAACGUUUGGAGGACCUGGACACCUGUAUG
This is a messenger RNA of Nestor notabilis (Kea), 2550 nucleotides long. RefSeq names its product leucine rich repeat containing 16A (gene CARMIL1). The record is from RefSeq and is a predicted model, not a curated record. The transcript has 27 exons. Lineage: Eukaryota; Metazoa; Chordata; Aves; Psittaciformes; Psittacidae. The annotation marks the transcript as partial. Gene Ontology annotation, molecular function: protein binding. Gene Ontology annotation, biological process: cell migration; regulation of Arp2/3 complex-mediated actin nucleation. Gene Ontology annotation, cellular component: plasma membrane; lamellipodium.